AUGGCGUACUUUGCGACGCUGAGUGACUCUGCGGAUGGGCCAGGUGCCGUUUCGCGUUGGGAGCCAAUGCAAGAGCACAAGCCACCACCACCACUGCUGCACAUCGACACGAACCUUGUCAUACAACCAGGAACAAGCUCUUCUCAGACGAGUCUGACACAUGCUGCCGAGGAGCCUGGCGACCCGCGAUCAAGCUCCCGUAGGAGCAGUCACCUCUCGACCACCAACAAGCGAUACCCCGCGCGGUCCAAGACGAUCAUCAAAGCUCCUGCUGCCUUGGAAUCAAACGAAGAUCGGCUGGAUGAGCUGGCAAGACUGAUGGCGUUGGCGGCUCCGUUGGAAGCGCGACUCCAGCAGCUUGAGCCGUGGCGUGCUGCCGCCACGCUUGUGGCCAAGGACGCCUGGCACAAAACAUCUGGCAAGCAGUUCCAAAUGCUCGAUGCCACGCUCCAGGCUGCAUCGGCGCGCCGGCGUCGCGACCUGAUGAGUGAUUGGCAGUUUCCAGCCAACACCACGCUCGCUCGCGUCGAGCCAGCGAGGAUGCCGUCAACCAACGCGCGUCUUCCCGUGCCCAACCCAUCCAAAAUCGCGCACUCCCUGUUCACGGUGGAGCACAACCUGCCUGCAAGCCUCGCAUUACCCGCGUUCGUAUCCGGUCCAGCUCGCUCUGCCGUCUCUUCAGCUCGCAUCGCGCUCCCCAAGAGAUUUCUCUUGAUUGGCGUGCUCUCUGCCAAUACAUAUCGUCGUGCUGCUAUUCGAGAAACGUGGGCGGCCGAUGCGUUCAAGCACGGAGUGGAAGUUCGGUUUGUUCUGACGGAAACGGAAGGAAAUGGCGCGGCCGUUCGAGAUGAGCAGGCGCGAUACGGUGACCUCCUCCUGAUCAAAGACAAGGUCAACUAUCAUUCGCUGGUGCGCAAGACGUACGGCUUUUUGCGCUGGGCCCUGCAAGAACGCGAGGUUCGCUUCAUUUUCAAGACGGACGACGACACGUUUGUUAACAUUCCACGGCUUUUGCGCUUUUUGACCACACAGGCACCAAUACGGCAGCUCAUCAUGGGCUAUCCUUGGGUCGACAAGCCGAUCGCAACGGCGGCCACCGCCUUCUCACGGAAUGCCGAGUACGCCAACAGCACCGGACUCGACCGCUAUCCAAAGUACAUGUCUGGGGCUGGCAUUGUCCUUACACCCGAUGUGAUUCGCUCGCUGAUUGUUGCACAGCAUUAUGUGCCCAUGCAUCAAUGGCCUCGCGAAGAUGCAACGUUUUCGGCGUGGAUCUGGGGUUUGAAUCUGCAGCGAUGGCCCCAAAUUGAGUUCCUUCCGUUGUCUGAGCGUGCGCCCAAUGUCGACAUGUGCAUCAACAUGUUUCUGCAUCACUGCGAUGUGUUGAGCACCGCGGUGAAGGCCAUGCAGAACUGCACUCCAGCUUAA
Molecule: messenger RNA, 1428 nt
Organism: Capsaspora owczarzaki ATCC 30864
Lineage: Eukaryota; Filasterea; Ministeriida; Capsasporidae
Exons: 1
Coding region: 1-1428 (475 amino acids)
Cellular component (GO): membrane
Molecular function (GO): hexosyltransferase activity
Source: RefSeq, a predicted model, not a curated record